AUGUUGUGCCUGUGCCGGGUACUGUUGGCUGCGGUGGCUGUCUCAUGUACGUUAUCUCGAAUACACGCAAACGGUCCGAGCACACAGCGCUUAGACCGAAUAAAAGACUUGAUGUGCGUUCUAUUGUUGAGCGGAAUGCAAAAAGAUGACUUGGACGCGAACAUGUUGAAUAAACUCCAGCGACACAAUGUAAACAUACACGAUUUCAACAAUAAUUAUGAUAGACAUGAACAUAAAAAUAAAAACCACGAGGAUGAGAUAAAGUUUGUCGAUGGCCAGCCCGAAUUAAAGAGCGUUCUGAAUUUCUGGAAAGAUAUCAAAAUUGACAACACCAGUAAAACAACAGAAUCUCCAUUAAAAAUAAGCGCAGUGAAUGAAAAUUACAGACCAGAACAGAAGAAUAAAAGAAACGUUCCAGACGCUUCGAAUUCAAAUGAAUCAGAUGCCAUUCAAAAGUUAUUAGUAAAUUUUCUUUUGAAAAAUCAAAAUAAAAAUAAACCUGCAAAAAAGAUUCUUGACAGUGGAGACUAUAACGAUGUUUAUUUAUUGGGAACACGAAAUAACAAGAAAAAUACAGAAAACUAUAAGACUGCUGGAAUGCCACCUGUUGAAAUGGAACCUUUGAAAGUUAUGGCAAUGCCAAUAAAACAAUAUUCUCUAAUCAGCAACCCUAGCAAAAACGAUUGGCAACUUAAAAUACCCGAAGGAAAUUCAGACAGAGGCCAGAGCGAAACAAGACCAGUUAGUGCUAAUAUACUUAAUGCCUUUCAAUCGUAUUACCCAAUCAAAUCGAGGGAUAAAAGUGUUGAAAAUUCAAAUGUCAAUAACAAAGAAAUCGAGAACCUACACUUCAAUAAAUUUUCGGAUCGUGAACAAAGUUCUACUAUAGAAAAAUUUAUACGGCCUAAAAUGACAGAGCAAAAAAUAUCACAAAGUAUCAUUAAAGAAAUAGCAAAUAGCGUUAAGGAAUUAGUUUUAAAUGAUCUCAGAAAAGAAAUAUUUCAGACGACAGCGAGUUAUACUACGACAGAAAAACUUUAUAACACAAGGUUCAUUACGACAAAAAGAGGUAUGUUUCUUUUAUUUAUAGAAUUAAUAGCGCCAACAGUCAAAAUAGAAAACUCACACGUUGAACAAACGAUUUUAAACAAAUUUAUGGAUCUGUUUGAAGAAAUCAAAACUCUAAAUCACAAAACUUUAAUUAUAUCCGGCGAAAAUAAAAAGGAUAAUGUGUUAAAAGAGGAGGCAAUACAUUACACUUAUCCUGGAGUGGUACCAAUAAUAAAUAACCGUAUGGUAAACACCCAAAGCAACUACAAGACGAAACAGUACAUUGACUCAAAAUCAAAAAAGAUCUACAAUUUUUCUCAACAAAUGCAUAAAUUUAGAUCGAAUACUUCUGCAUCUAUAAUAGAAGCGCCCAAGAAAAGAGCACUGCCGAUCACUUUCCAAACUAACAAUAUGGAAAUUCCACCGUUGGGUAUACCGGUUGAUAAACCAGAGAAUCCAAUCAAUCAAAAUAUUAUAGUCACUACAAUGAGACCCUACAGAAUCGGCGAGUCUGGAGUUGACGAUGAGAAAAUAAUAUCUGAUUCAAGAAACAAUUAUAUUCCAAAAAUAUCAGAGAUUCGAAUUUUGAAAUCUCAUGAACCGACUCCUUAUGAUCUAAACCACCAGAACGGUAAAAUACUUACAAUAACCAACAGAGACACAGACAGAUUAUCUUUACAUCGAUACAAGCAGCCAGUACAUCGGGGUGAUGGCGUCAAACGUGGACCUAGACCGCGAUUUCAUGAAAAAUUAGAAAGAGAACGAGAUUAUUUCGAUAAUACAAAACAGAGAGAAUAUACAAAUAGAGUUGAUUGUUGUGAUGAAAGAUACGCUUAUUCGAAACAAAUGGUCGAUUGUUGCAAUCGUAAAAUAGCCUCCCGGCAACAGAUGUCGCUCAACCAUAUGAAGAAACUUUCGUCGUACGACGAUACACAUUUCAAUAAUUUCCUAAAGUCUCAAAAGAAAGUGACCGACAUGCUCGAAAGAAUAUUAGCGUCCAGAAGUAGAGUUCGCAGUGUAGAAACCGCUUAAUUUAUUUGUUUCAA
Molecule: messenger RNA, 2096 nt
Organism: Vanessa tameamea
Lineage: Eukaryota; Metazoa; Arthropoda; Insecta; Lepidoptera; Nymphalidae
Exons: 4
Coding region: 1-2082 (693 amino acids)
Source: RefSeq, a predicted model, not a curated record